AUGGAUGUGAGUAUGAAGGAGCUCAGUUUCAAGGUUGUGCUCCUCGGCGAGGGCCGUGUUGGCAAAACGUCGCUGAUUUCCCGCUAUGUCUACAGCAUGUUUGAUGAGAAAGAGGCAAGCACGGUCCAGGCAAGCAUGUGCAGUUCCAAGGCAGUCCCCAUCAAUGACCCUAGCAACGCCCCUGGCGCCAUCCGCGAAGUGGAAUUGGCGUUGUGGGACACGGCAGGGCAGGAGCGUUUCCACGCACUCGCGCCGAUGUACUACCGUAACGCUGAUGGGGCCAUCAUUGUGUACGACGUCACCGAUGCUGACACGCUACGCAAGGUGCGCACGUGGGCCAAGGAGCUCUACGCUGUUGUGGGGGAGGGCAACAUUCAGCUCGUCUUGUGCGGAAACAAGGCGGACGCCUCGCCGACGGAGCGGGAGGUGAGCGAGGGCGAGGGGGCGGCUAUGGCGGCAGAGCUCAAGGCCGCGCACUUCUUCGCAAGCGCAAAGACAGGGCAAAACGUAGCGGAGGUGUUCAGCGCAAUAGCGACACAGGUUGUACGUAGUCGCGAGGUCACUGGGAUGGGUGGUGGUGCUGUUGCUAGUGGUAGCAGCAGCGGCGGGGGUGCCUACUCCAGGAUUGGGGGUUGCACGCCAUCCCGCUCGCGUCCGCGACGUGGGCUGAUGGUGGUGACGGAAGACGGAGAGGCGGUGAUUCCAGCCCGUAGCUCCCCGAGUGAAGGUCGUGUGUACGGGAGCAUUACCCCACCCCGGGCCCACCGCUACGGAAGCAGCGGUACCAACCAGCCCAUCACACUUAGCGCCGACAGCUCUCUUGACCCGGCGGCGGCGCCCAGCAACAGUGGCUGUUGCUGA
Molecule: messenger RNA, 861 nt
Organism: Leishmania braziliensis MHOM/BR/75/M2904
Lineage: Eukaryota; Euglenozoa; Kinetoplastea; Trypanosomatida; Trypanosomatidae
Product: putative small GTPase
Exons: 1
Coding region: 1-861 (286 amino acids)
Molecular function (GO): GTPase activity; GTP binding
Source: RefSeq, a predicted model, not a curated record